This is a messenger RNA of Paraphaeosphaeria sporulosa, 2466 nucleotides long. RefSeq lists its product as uncharacterized. NCBI's taxonomy places the organism in Eukaryota, Fungi, Ascomycota, Dothideomycetes, Pleosporales, Didymosphaeriaceae. Gene Ontology annotation, molecular function: 4 iron, 4 sulfur cluster binding; 3-isopropylmalate dehydratase activity. The record is from RefSeq and is a predicted model, not a curated record. Gene Ontology annotation, biological process: L-leucine biosynthetic process. The transcript is spliced from 2 exons. Bases 1 to 2466 code for a protein of 821 amino acids. Gene Ontology annotation, cellular component: 3-isopropylmalate dehydratase complex.
AUGGAUUCCGUCACUCGGCCUCGCACGCUCUACGAGAAGAUCUUCGACGCUCACGUUGUGGCUGAGCGGGAGGAUGGCACAGUGUUACUUUACAUCGAUCGCCACCUCAUCCAUGAAGUCACUUCCCCACAGGCCUUCGAAGGGCUGGACAAACACGGUCGCUCUGUGAGGCGUCCUGAGCUUACCCUUGCGACAUCCGACCACAAUGUGCCGACAUCAGAACGUCCUCAAGGCGUGAAGGCAUCAACAUACCUCACCCGCGAGGACUCUCGCAUUCAGGUCCAGAAACUAGAGCGUAACGUCAAGCGCCACCAUAUCCCCUACUUCGGUCUUCGAUCGAAGAGGCAGGGUAUCGUUCAUGUCAUCGGACCAGAGCUAGGCUUCACCCUCCCUGGAAAUACAAUUGUCUGUGGGGAUAGCCAUACCAGUACCCAUGGAGCUUUCGGUGCCCUCGCUCACGGAAUCGGCACCAGCGAGGUUGAGCACGUCCUGGCCACGCAGACUCUCGUGUCCACGAAGAGUCGUAACAUGAACGUGGUAGUUCGCGGGCGUCUCGCAGACGGUGUGACAUCAAAAGACCUUAUGCUAUACAUAAUUGGCUCAAUUGGUACGGCUGGUGGAACCGGCUCGGUAAUUGAGUUCAGUGGGCCUGUGAUCGAAGACCUCAGUAUGGAAAGUCGCAUGUCACUUUGUAACAUGUCGAUUGAGGCCGGUGCAAGAGCCGGACUCAUUGCCCCAGACGAGAAAACGAUCUCUUACGUCAAGCGACGCGAGAUGGCGCCACGUGAAACCUGGGACAUGGCGGAAGCCUAUUGGAAGACACUCCGGACCGACGCAGGUGCCGUCUUCGACAAAGUGGUGGAAAUUGAUGCCAACGACGUAACGCCAACGGUCACCUGGGGAACUUCACCGGAACAGGUCAUUCCAAUCACCGGCGUGGUGCCUGCUCCCAGCGACUUUUCGGAUCCAGUCAAGAAGGAGGGCUGCCUUCAAGCUCUGGCAUACAUGGGUCUUACCCCUGGAACGAAUGUAGCAGAUAUUGCGGUGGACAAGGUCUUCAUCGGCUCGUGUACCAACGCCCGCAUAGAAGAUUUCCGCGCGGCUGCUCAGAUCUUGAGAGGGCACACCAUUGCACCUAACAUCAAGCUAGCCCUUGCUGUGCCUGGGUCGGGCCUCGUCAAGCGUGCUGCCGAAGACGAAGGGAUUGACAUAAUCUUCAAGCGCGCUGGAUUCCAGUGGAGGGAGGCCGGGUGUAGCAUGUGCGUGGGCUUGAAUGAGGACUCUCUUGCACCGACAGAGCGAUGUGCCAGUACAAGUAAUCGCAAUUUCGAAAGUCGACAAGGAACAGCCGGAAGAACACACCUCGUCUCUCCGGUUGUUGCCGCUGCCACUGCAAUCAAAGGCACACUGGCGGCACCUUCUCAGGUUGCGAAAUCCGUUGGGCCUGCUGCACGCUUACAGCACGUUAAUGUCGAUUUCGAUGUAGGAUUCUCGAGUGAUAGUGAAACACUGUCGGAGGAGGACAGUUCCUCGCAAUCCUCGCUCAUAUCCACCUCGUCGGAGUACUCUGGGUCACCAAGCAAAGCCAAACGCGUGUGGACAGCCGUCAAAAAGCACGUAAAAGAACACCACGAUAGCAUGAAUCAGGCUUACUCAGUUUACUACGGUCAGGGUGCUGGAAGACGAAGCUUUUCAGGAUCUGGAUCUGAGCAUUCAAAGCAUGCAGCCGAACAGGUAGCGCAACAAGCUACCAAUAACUCUCGUUUCGAAGACAACAUCAAGGGAUCUGUAGCCGUUAUCGAGCGAGCAAAUAUCGACACAGACGCCAUCUUUCCCAAGCAAUUUUGUACAACCACUCAGCGCACUGGCCUAGGUCAUGCUCUUUUUUCCAAUCUUCGAUACAACCCGGACGGGAGCCCUAAGCCAAAUUUCGUCUUGAACCGCCCUGAAUCUCGCAGUGCAUCGAUCCUCCUGGCUACAGGGCCUAACUUCGGAUGUGGUAGCUCUCGGGAGCAUGCCGUCUGGGCAUUGCAAGAUUUUGGUUUCCGUUGCGUAAUUGCUCCCAGCUUCGCAGACAUCUUCUACAACAAUGCUUUCAAGAACGGCCUGCUUCUAGCGCAGGUGAAUGCAGAUGUGGUAAACCGCAUUGUGACCGAAUCGAAUACAGGACAAUGUAUCAAGAUCAAUCUUGAACAGCAGACCUUACGAAACGAUCAAAAUGUUGUUAUUGGUCGAUUCGAGAUCCCGGAGCGUCGUAAGCAAGAGUUGCUAAGUGGUAUCGGUGAGAUCGAGGCAAGCCUUGCAUUCCACAGCCAGAUCAAACUAUAUGAGGAGCUCAGACGCCAACUAUCACCGUGGUACGAAGAAGGUGUUCGCUCACAGGCAAACGUGCGACGGCGUCAAUUAGCGACCGGCCAGAGUGACCCUUUCGCGGACGACCUCAAGAACGAAGCCCUCGCUUGGUAG